This is a messenger RNA of Trichobilharzia regenti, 5802 nucleotides long. The record is from the annotation of a GenBank genome assembly. Lineage: Eukaryota; Metazoa; Platyhelminthes; Trematoda; Strigeidida; Schistosomatidae.
GUUCAUUUUUGGACCCAGGUAUCGACCGCAAAUGCUACUACCGCUGGGUUUGAAUUUUCUUUGAUUUUACAUGAUAUGAGUAGCGUGCAAUGUGUUGAUCAGAAAAGCAGUGGUAGUGACAGUAGCAGUACUGGAGAAGAAGAGAGGCUUAAACAAUUGUUUUUAAGCUGUGAUUCUAAUAAUGAUGGGUGUUUGAAUUGCGAAGACUUAUAUGAUAUGUGUAGGAAACUGAAUAUGGCAGAGUGCGCCGAGGAAAUUAUCAACACCUUAGGCGCAAAUACAAAGGGAAGCAUAACAUUCGAUGAAUUUCUCAGUUGCCGAGAAAAGGUGUUUCAAAUGCAAACUGAAGCUGAUACAGUGUAUUUUACAAAGUCCAACUCGACGCAACAUCAAAACUUCAAACAGUGUGGAACAAACUGGCCUGCUUACACACACGAUAGGUCACUCGGGAGAAAUCAAAAAUGUGUUGAUGAAAGAAGUAGUAACCCUUUUCAUAAAUUGCAUGAGAAUACUAAUCUUGGAAGUUCUGCCAGUGAGACUAGUCUUGGCAACUCAGGUGCUGAAUACGAUUCAGGAGCUCAAGAUCUUUGUGGUGAACCACAAAGUUUACACUUAUUACUGCAACGUGAUUUUGCUGAUUUAUACAAUAUUGUAUUCCCAUUUCUAAAUAAUACGAAUGUUAGUAAUAAUCCGUAUAAAAGAGAAAGUCACACAAUUCCAGAUGAUUCUAUCUUAUUACCUAAACCUAAUGCAAUCGAAAAUGGAGAAGAUAAUAUUAAUAAUAAUAAUAAUACAACUAAAAGUUAUACAAAUAAAGAAUUGAUAAAUACAAUAAAUUUUCAUUCAAAGGAAAAAUUGAAUAACCAUGUUAAACCUAUAAAAAUGGAAUUAUCUAAUGUACAAUUAACAAGUGAAUCAAAUCCUUAUUUAACUCAUGUUCGAAAUUUAUUUGAAUGUGCUAAUACACUACAUAUUCAACGAACAGCUCAAUUACGUUCUGAAAUCCGGGAUUUAUCACAUAGAUUACAAGGUUUACAGACAAGUCGAGAUAUGAGUUAUCGAGAAAUUCAACGUUUACAAAAAGAGAAAGAACAAUUACGCAAUGAAUUAACUAAUCAAAUAUCACGUUAUGAAGAUCGUUUAACUGAAUUACACAGUGUAAUCGCUGAGCUGCAACGUCGAUUAAAGCAGUCUGAAUCAAAUAUUAUUCAUGAAGUUGAAGAAUUUGACGAGAAUGAAAUCGAUGAUGAUGAAGAACAAGAAGAAGAAGGAGGUGAUCCUGUUAAUCGAAGUGAAUCAGACAAAAGAUCGGGUAAUAAACGAUUCGAUAAUCAUGCUAAACUAUCAUCAUCAGUUAAUAAUAAUUCAAUAAAUCAAUAUAAUGAAUCGAAUAUGAGUGAAAUUAGUGAUACAUCUGUUGAUGCAAUUAUGGAUGAUGAUGAGGUUGCUGCUGAUGGUGGUGUUGGUCCCGGAGAUGAUGAAGCCGGUGAUCCUCACAGCAGUAAUGAAUUAAAUAAAUACGGGAAGGAAAUUGGUAGAAAGUAUCAGAAUUCAAAUGGACUUGCCAAAAAUUUUCUCAUGCAAACCACUCGUGUUUAUGAUCAGUUGAAUAGAAAUUAUAGUCUUUCAAAUAAACCAUUAACUUAUCUAUCCAUGAAUAAAGAUGUUCACAGGAAUAAUAUAUAUAACAACAAUAACAAUAUGUAUAUAUCUAAUAAUAAUAAUAAUAAUAAUAAUGAAGUACCCAAAACCUCUGACCAUGAUCUGUUAGUCAAUUAUGAAACAGUUCUAUCAAAUAUGCAGAAAACACAAUUAAAUUGUCUUGAACAAGACAACAAUUAUAAUAACAAUAAUAAUAUGAUAGAUGACAAUCAAUUAGGUGAUGUCGUGUGUACAAAAUCCUCGCAGACAACAAAUGCAACACAUGGAUCUUCUCCAAUGAAUUCAACAACAAAAAUCCCGGGAAUGUUAAAUGACGAUGCUUCCUUAUUAUCAUCUACAGGUUCAAAACUCCAUUCAUCUUCACGUCCAAUUAUGGGUUUAAAUCGAUCAGUGCAAAUGAAAUCUAUUGGUCAUAAUAAUAAUAACGUAUUAUAUCCCAUCACUUCUAUGAAUCAAGUUCCUGCUACUGCGUCUAUUCAGCAAAACAAUCAUUUAUUAAAUCAGAUGACACUGAAUGAAACAAUAAAUAAAGACUACAAUACUACUAAUUUACUUCCUAAGACUAAUUCUUCAGAUCAGAUUAAUCCUGAUACAGGAGUAGGUGGCAGCACAACGGUAACAACACAAUCCACGUCAACAGCAGCAACAACAACAACAACGGGUGUAACAGAGAUAAUCAAUACAUCAGGACAAAUCAAUCAAUCUAAUGUUUAUGAUCUACCUGAACCAGAAUGGAUAACUCAGACAUUGAAACAGUAUUAUGAAUAUAAUAUACUUCAUAGUAAACAGAAUAUUUCAUCAGGUUUUACAAUUGGAUCUUGUUCAUCCGCGACAACUACAACCACAAGUGGUGGAGGUGCAGCUGGAGGUGGUGUACCCUUAGACUUUGAACAAUCUUUAUUUGAUCAUAUUAGUACAGAGGAAAUGAUUUUACUAGAAUCAAAUGAUCAUGAAACUGAGGAUGAAAUGACAAAGCAUUAUUUACCUAGUCAAUUUUCACCUAACGCCUUGUUAAUUCUGCUGUCUAGUCUGGCUAAUUCAUCACCCUAUCCACGUUUAUCUGAAGCCUUUCAAUGUGCUCAAUUGAUUUGGCGUCGUCUGCUGACAAAGCUAGCACGUUAUCGAGCGGAUUGUUUAGUACUGCAAGCUAAUUUAGCUGAAAUUAAAUCCAAUGCUGAUCAUAUGCAAUGUCAAUUAAAUCAAAUCGAGGCGAAUUGGUCAGUUAUUGUGCGGGCUGUACAAAUAUCUGAAUCAGCCUUAGAAAUUAGUGAUUGUUUAAAUCAGUUAUACUCAACUGAAUUAGCUGUCACAAUCUGUCGUCAAACACAAAAGCAUCUGCUUCCAAAACAUCCAUUUUCAACAAUUUCAUCGUCAACAUCCUCUUCAUCAUUUCAUGGUUAUAGUAAAUCAUCACCAUCAAAUAAUAAAGUACAACAACAGCAACAAACUCAAUCUCAUCAGCAUCAGCAACAACAGCAACAGUCAUUGAAAAAGUUCCCAUCUCAAUGUCAACCGCCAUCGAUGAUGCUACAUCAACCAUAUGCUGUGAUUUCUUUAACAAAUUCUACAGGUUCAGAAGAACACGAUUUAUCAAAUCAUGGACAACAAAUUUUACAAAAUAAUUUUAAUUUAAAUACAUUGAAAUUAUUUAGACAACAAGCUGAAUUCUUAGCCUAUACAGUAUUAGAUAAAUAUGAAACAUCCGACGGGGGUUAUGAGAAGAUUUUGCCGACGACAUGUAUGCCAAACAUGAUGAUGAUGAAUGCACCAACAAUGGUGACAACACCUUCAGUGGUAGGAGCAACUGUUGGCGGUGGUGGUGGUCUGUCUCAUCCACGUGGAACUAUCGCUAAUCAUCAUCAAUCCCAACAACAACAACAACAGCAUCCUUCUCAGUCUCCUGUUAGUCCAGGUGUCUUUUCUAUCCAAUCAGCGAUUACAUCAUCGAAUAGUCUGUUAGAUAAUAACAGUGUCUAUGCUAAUUCAUGGUAUGUUAGCUUGAAUCGAUCACGAGGUAAUAAUGGUGACCAAUUCCGGCAACAACAACAACAGCAACAACAACAAACUCAUGUGAACGGUUCAUUCCCAUCAAUGAAUCAUCCACUGCAACAACACCCUAUUCGAAUGAAUACCAUGAACAAUAAUCCACAAAUGCGUACAUUUUUGAAAUCAUAUUCUCCUCAUAUAAAUACAAAUCAAACUAUGAGUAGUACAGGUGGAAAUACUGGCAAUGGCGGUGGCGGCUGGGAGACUCCAGAUUCAGGUGCUGGUAGCAGUAGUAUGAAUGAAGUUUCCUCACAGCAACAACAGCAACUACUACUUGGCCAACAAUCACAUCAUCAUCAACAGCCAUUCUUGAAUCCACCAUUUCUACUCUCCUCCUCUACAUCGUCAUUAUUAUUUGGACAUUUUUAUCAAACUUAUGGAGUAAACAAUAACAUUAAUAAUAAUAAUAAUAAUAGUAAUGGUAGUAAUAGUAAUAAUAAAUUGAAUAGUCAAUCCGAUUUAUUCCUGUUCAAUUCAUUAUUGGACAAUUUACCGCCACUAUGGACAUUUUUAGCCAAAUCAUCAGCAUCUUUCUACGAAUCAGAUUUAGAUUCAUCAGAUUCAUCGGAUGCACUUGGAGGGAACACGACACAUACUACUCAUCAGCAGCAGCAUAAUAGUAAUAUAAGUAGUCAACCUUCACAACAGCAACAACAACAGCACAAUCAAACGCCAAAUACUAGUAUAAAUCCAAAUAUGAAUACAACUAGUAACAAUACGAAUAGUUAUAUUCACUUAUCUAAUUGGUCUAGAAUAGAAGAACGUAAACUGCGGACAAUUUAUUGUCAAUUAAUCAAUACUUAUAAACGUUUAAAAUCAAUGUUAAUUGAUUUGCCUAACUUUGAUAUGAGUAUGAAUCAUGAAGGUGUACUGGAGACAUCAUCAUCGUUUAUUAGCAGCUAUCCCGAUGGUGGUGAUUUAAACAAUCCUACGAAUAAGUUACUAUCACCAACUACAAUACAACAACCCCAACAACAAACCGACUCAGACCGAAUGAGUCGUUUAAAUCAAUGGAAUUCCGCAUCAAUGAAUUCACUGCGUAAAUUACCAUUGGCAGUAUUCCUGGAGAAUUCAGUUCUACUACAGGAAUUAUGUUGUGUUAAAGAAGAAUGCGCAGAUCUUAAAGUUCGUGUAUAUCUUCUUGAAAAAGAACUUUGUGCUAAUCGUUUAACUCUAGAAAGUCGUGCUGCAGCUGAACGUGCAUUACGUGCUCAUCUUGAUGCCUUGAUCACUGAACAACAUAAUCGAUAUUCACAGAUGUUAUUGACAAAUGAUAAACAAAAAGAAAAUUCGACAACAGCGGCAACAACAACAACAGUAGUGGGAAUUAAUCAGCACGAAAUAGUCUUAUUACGCGGUCAAGUCAAGAAUUUAUUACAAGCUCUUGAAGCUCUGCGUAGUAGUACAGAAAUACAACAAGUUCAAAGUGAAGAAUUAAUAGAUGAUUUAAAACGUGCUAAUAGUGCAUUGAUAACAGCCUUUGAAAAAGCUAAACGUAAAUAUACAACACGUAUUAAAAAACUUGAAGAUCAUUUAAGUAGUAAUAAUAAUAAUUCUUCAAAUGGUUUUAUUAACAGUCCACAACAUGUUGUUGUAGCAAGUCUACCGAUGGCAACAACAAUAGCUAGAACAACACUUCAUACUGUAACCACAAAUAUUGCUCCUGCGGCUACCGCUGUCGCCACUAGCUCCAGUAACAUCAUCAUUUCAUCGACUGCUAUGGGUGGCUUUGAUGUCAAUAACACGUCUAAAGCCUAUACACCAAUAGACUGUCAUAAUCAAUUUACGAAUAUUCAUGAUCCAAGUAACAUGAUGAUAGUAAAUUCUAAUUCAGAAGCCUAUCCAAUGUAUCAUCAUCCUAUGAAAGGUAGUUUCACACAAGUUCCAACUUCAGAUAGUGUUGAUUCUGGCCGAGAUUUAUCCUCCAACCAAUCAACAACACGAAUAUUACCAGUACAAUUGGAUCAACAAUUAUAUCAGAUGAAAUCAAAUACUCAAGUGUCUAGAGGAAAUAAUCAACCUAUGCAGCGUAGUCAACAGUGUCUUAUCUCAUCUCCGCCCCCACCUCCUCCUCAUCAUCAUCCUCAACAUUAA